AUGGCAUUGGUCUGCCGCUCCGACCCCCGCCUGCUCUCCCAGUUCUUCUUUGCCGAUGAGAGGGUGACGCAGGUGGUGGCCGAGAUCAACGGGCUGGAUGCCGAGCUGGACCCGCAGCAGUACCUGGUGCUCCUCAACCAGCUCCACCUCAGCCAGGCUCACCUGCUGGCCAUCCUGGAGCGGAUCAUGGAGGAGUGCAUUCCCACGCAGCGGCACAGCCGCGACUACCUGGUCAAGUUCCCCGAGGAGCUCUUGGUGGACAACCUGGGGAACCACAUGCUGUUUGCCGCCGAGUGUCUCCUGGCUGGGACCUUCCUGGAGGUGGAGGAGGCAGACGGGGCACAGCUGCGGCCCCAGGCCAGGAACCUGCUGUGCAGCCUGGAGCUGGUGCGGACCGUGCUGCGGGAGCAGAGCCUGAGCCAGCCCGGCUCCUACCCGGAGCCCGUCCGGGCUGUGCUCGUCCAGUUUGACCGGCUCUUCGCAGAGUUCGAGCUGAGCUACGUGUCCUCACUGGUGGCAGUGAAGUCUCCUGAGGAGAUCUACAGGCAGCAGGAGAUCAUCGUGCUCUUCUGCGAGACAGUGGAGAGAGCCCUGCGCCUGGGCUACCUGACCCAGGAGAUGAUCGAUGGCUAUGAACCGCUGCUGAUGUUCACCAUCCCUCGCCUGGCCAUUAUCAGUGGCCUCCUCAUCUACCCCGAGGGUCCCCUCAGCCUGGAGCAGAGCCCUGAGCAGAUGUCCCGGGUCUUCAGCCCCUUCUACAACCUCCUGAAGAAGAUCAGGGACCUGCUGCGGGUGCUGUCAGAGGAGGAGCUCUGCCUGCUGGAGAGGAGCCUGUGUACAGCUGAAUCGGAGGAUCCCUGCGGUCCGGCCACCCCCCCAGCUUGGGGGGCAGCUGUCCCCAGAGCGGACCCCCCUGCUCCCUGGGGUCUCCUGGAGGUCCCCUGUGCCGCCCCACCGCCCCGCACCUGCAUGGCGUGGCUGGGACCCCCUGGUGCAGUGGACGACGUGGGCACUGACUGGCAGUGGAGUCGUGUGGCCGACUGUCCCCUGUGCUCCAGCCCCACGGAGGCUGCUGGGCUCCAGAGGGCAGGCACCCACCGCCUGCCCGAGUGGGUGCCGGACAGCACGUGCAGCCAGCGCUCCGCCUGCCGCUCGCCCUUCACCCUGCUGCGCCGCAGGCACCACUGCCGCAGCUGCGGCAAGAUCUUCUGUGCCCGCUGCUCGCCGCACACCGCGGCGCUGCCACACUAUGAGGAUGCAGAGAUAGAGGUGGACGGCCUGGUAUUUGGUGGGGACCUGCUGCCUGGCUUCAGCACGGGGAGGGACCACAGCUACUCCAGCCCCCGCGGCCCCGCAUCCUGA
Aptenodytes forsteri (emperor penguin) is the source of this 1362-nucleotide messenger RNA. Its product is annotated as lateral signaling target protein 2 homolog. The record is from RefSeq and is a predicted model, not a curated record. Gene Ontology annotation, molecular function: metal ion binding. Gene Ontology annotation, cellular component: early endosome membrane. The transcript is spliced from 12 exons. Gene Ontology annotation, biological process: negative regulation of epidermal growth factor-activated receptor activity. Lineage: Eukaryota; Metazoa; Chordata; Aves; Sphenisciformes; Spheniscidae. The coding region runs from base 1 to 1362 and encodes 453 amino acids.